Molecule: messenger RNA, 1017 nt
Organism: Chaetomium fimeti
Lineage: Eukaryota; Fungi; Ascomycota; Sordariomycetes; Sordariales; Chaetomiaceae
Exons: 2
Coding region: 165-998 (277 amino acids)
Source: RefSeq, a predicted model, not a curated record
GUGAAAGGUGGAGACCGAAUCCCAACUUCACGAAUCCAUCAACCGAGACAACCUGGAAUGGAAGUUAGUGGUGUGUGUGUGUCACUCCACUACCGUUUCUCCAGACAACAGCCAACAAAGUCACGAAACCAUAAUACCAGUAAAGGCCGCAAUUAACUAUCACAAUGGGAAAGGGCACCAAAAUCCCAGACGCCUGGGAUGACGAUGACUGGGAGGCCCAAGCCGACCGCGCAGCAAGGGAGGACUCGCCCGUGUCAGAGCCCCAACAAGCGCCCAUGACACGCGCUGAACGCCUGGCCAAGCACGACGAGGAGCAGCGCAGGCUAUGGGAGUCAGCAGAGACCCCCAAUGAGGCGCCUUUUCUACCCCCGACGAACAAUCCAGUGCCCCUCACUACGACCUUCAAGCCGGCCGUCAAAGUCCUGAGCCGCAAGCCUGCCCCCCAGGUAAUCGCCAGGCGCGACCCAGUUACUGGCCUCGAACAAUUGACAAUACAAGACGACGAGGAAGACGAGACCGAGAAGAAGAAGCAGGAGACGCCCGAGGAGAUACGAAAACGUCAGCAGCGCGAUUUGGAAGAAAAGCAGAAACGGUACGAACAGGCCCGAGCCAAGAUCUUUGGCGACUCGGAUCCUUCGUCCGGCCAGUCCACGCCGCGCACCGGCACCCCGCCGUCGGGAGGAGGAGAGGGCCGGCAGAACCACAGGGGACGAGGCAGGGGGCGCGGCGGUAGGGGCCGCGACCAUGAUAACGGGCGGCAGGACAGGAGGCAACCGAGUUCGCAACAAUCUGGCGGCACGAGGGAACUUUUCGAUCCCGGAUAUUCGCCGAAGCCGGGCUUCAAUAUCCACAAGCGCGGCGACGGCUCCGCCCAGCCUGGGAACCGAUCAAGCACACCGCGCGAGGAGGAUCAAAUUAUACGCUCACCGAGGGGCCCAGAUGGGAGCGGUAGAGGUGGUUUUGGUUUCGCCAGACGUGGUGGUGGUGAACAAAGUUGAAAUUAUCUAUCGGUACGCU